Molecule: messenger RNA, 384 nt
Organism: Coffea arabica (coffee)
Lineage: Eukaryota; Viridiplantae; Streptophyta; Magnoliopsida; Gentianales; Rubiaceae
Source: RefSeq, a predicted model, not a curated record
AUGAAGCUAAAACAUUUUCUAUGGAGGUGCCUGCAGAAUAGCUUGCCAGUUAAUGAAGCCAUCUAUAAGAGAAUUAGGAAGGGAAGCAGCCUAUGUAAUUGCUGUGGUGAGGAUACUGAAACCAUUGAGCACAUCUUUUUCUUUUGUCCAAAGGCUCAAGUGGUGUGGAAGAUAGUUCCUGUGAGUUGGGAGAGGAUAACUGAGUUGCAAAGUAACAUAUGGAGAUGGUGGGAUGCAGUGAUGCAAUCCGCUAAGGAGGAACAAGGAAUGGAUAGAAUUAAGCUUACGGUCAAUAUAUUAUGGCAAAUCUGGAAGGCUGGAAACAAGAUGACAUUCCAGAGUAAGAACGUGGAUGCAAAACUGAUAGUGGACAAAGCACAGUAG